This is a messenger RNA of Glarea lozoyensis ATCC 20868, 393 nucleotides long. RefSeq lists its product as uncharacterized. The coding region runs from base 1 to 393 and encodes 130 amino acids. The transcript has 2 exons. The record is from RefSeq and is a predicted model, not a curated record. Lineage: Eukaryota; Fungi; Ascomycota; Leotiomycetes; Helotiales; Helotiaceae.
AUGAGCGAACCGGCCAAAGAAGAGACAACAAUGAGUUCAAGUCCAAUUUCACUAUCUGCAGCAACGGCUCACUGGAUUCUCGCCCGUGUCGUCGAAUGGAGUUACCUCGAUUCAAAACAGAAAUCUGCAACUUCAAGCUUGUCGGAUGAGCAUCAGAGUGCUUGGGAAAAAUUAAAGGUUGUUCUCGUUAAGCAAAUCGCUGAGUUCACGAUUGAGCUUCAGAAAUGGCAAAAUGAACUCAAUAUCCUUCACGGUAAGGGACUUGCCGUAACUCUCUAUGAUUUUGUAAAACAGAACAAUAGGAUAACCGACCAGGAUAUCAAGGAGUGGCUCCGUGGUUUUUGGGCCAGUAUAAAGAUGAUGUUACAAGCGCUACAGGGAGACUCAUCUUGA